AUGCGCAAGCUCGCCAACGGCGACGUCCGGGAGCUCUCGCUCGCGGCGAAGUGGUGCCCGUCGCUAGGCUCGUCGUACGACCGCUCCACUCUCCUCUGCGAGGCCGUCGCGCGACGCCUCUUCCCCAGAGGCUCGUCGCUGGAGCUGACCGAUGAUCUCCUGGACGGGCAUUAUGCUUAUCGCGCGCGCGAGCGCCUCCGUAGGACGGUGCUCGUGCCGCUCCGCCGCACGCUACAGCUCCCCGAGGUUUUCAUGUCGGCGCGCGCGUGGGAAUCGGUCGUGUACACGCGCGUUGCCUCCGUGGCCAUGAAGAACUACCAGGCCGUCUUCCUCAAGCACGACGCCGAGCGCUUCAACGCUUACCUCGCCGAUGUCAAGUCGGGCAAGAAGCGGAUCGCUGCGGGCGCGCUGCUCCCUCACCAGAUCAUCGAGUCCCUCGGCGAGGACGGCGACGGUGCUGGCACCGGCGUGGCCGACAUGCAGUGGCGGCGCAUGGUCGACGACAUGCGCGCCCUCGGCAAGCUCGCCAACUGCGUGGCCGUGUGCGACGUGUCGGGCAGCAUGUCCGGCUUGCCCAUGGACGUCUGCGUGGCGCUCGGCCUCCUCGUGUCCGAACUCACGGACGACCCGUGGCGCGGCCGCGUGAUCACCUUCAGCGAGCGCCCGGAGAUCCACUUGAUCACCGGCGACACCCUCUCCGAGAAGGUGAGCUUCGUGCGCGCCAUGGAGUGGGGCAUGAACACGAACUUCCAGGCAGUGUUUGACAAGAUCCUGGACGUGGCCGUGGCCGCCGGUCUGCCGCCGGAGAGGAUGGUGCGGCGGGUGUUGGUGUUCAGCGACAUGGAGUUCGACCAGGCGUCGGCUCAUCCGUGGGAGACAGACUACGAGGCGAUCGUGAGGAAGUUCUCGGAAGCCGGCUACGGCUCGGCCGUGCCAGAGAUAGUGUUCUGGAACCUGGCGUACUCCAAGGCCGUGCCGGUGAUGUCCGGCCAGCAAGGGGUGGCGCUGGUCAGCGGCUUCUCCAAGAACUUGCUCAAGCUGUUCCUCGACGGCGGCGGCAUCGUCACCCCGAGGACCAUCAUGGAGAAGGCCAUCGUCGGCCCGGAGUACGACAAGCUCACCGUUUUCGACUGA
Triticum turgidum subsp. durum (durum wheat) is the source of this 1134-nucleotide messenger RNA. The record is from the annotation of a GenBank genome assembly. NCBI's taxonomy places the organism in Eukaryota, Viridiplantae, Streptophyta, Magnoliopsida, Poales, Poaceae.